Messenger RNA from Exophiala aquamarina CBS 119918, 1155 nucleotides. RefSeq lists its product as uncharacterized. The record is from RefSeq and is a predicted model, not a curated record. NCBI's taxonomy places the organism in Eukaryota, Fungi, Ascomycota, Eurotiomycetes, Chaetothyriales, Herpotrichiellaceae. Bases 1 to 1155 code for a protein of 384 amino acids. Gene Ontology annotation, molecular function: monooxygenase activity; iron ion binding; oxidoreductase activity, acting on paired donors, with incorporation or reduction of molecular oxygen. The transcript has 5 exons.
AUGUUCACCGUAAGAGACCCUCAGCAGCACAGAGUUCUCCGAAGCGCAACUGCUCAAGUCUACUCGAUGACAAAUUUGAGGAACUAUGAAGCACACGUAGAUGAGUGCACGGAGCUGUUUCUAGCCAUUUUGAAGAAGCAUGAAGGACGAGCGAUUGAUGUUACUGAAUAUAUCCAUUGGUAUGCAUUCGACGUCAUUGCAGCCAUUACAUUCCAAAAACGCCUAGGAUUCUUGGACGAAGGGAAAGACAUGCUAGGUAUGGUCGCAACUCGAAGCUUCAGUGCGAAAUAUUUCGCGUUUGCUGGACAGGUUCCUUGGGCCCACCCAUACCUCCUAGGUAACCGACGAAUGAUGGGAUUGUUGGCAAAGUUGUAUCCUGACAUGCCAGACCCUCAUGGCACCCUCUUCGGACACAUAGAGAAACAAAUUGAGCAAUACGACCUCGAAGAGCGACAAAAUGGACGAACAGACUUUCUCCAGCAGUUGAGGCGAAAAGAUGACCAGGACCGGGCAAAUCAUAAGCGUGAUCUCAUGAACCAUCUGUCCAACAACGUAUUGGCCGGAAGCGAUACUAUCGCCAUUGCACUACGAGCAAUAUUCUACCAUCUGGUAAAAACACCGCGUGUGUAUAAGAAUCUUGUGGAUGAGAUCACAGAGGCCGAUAGCAAGGGUCUACUAUCCAAUCUCGUAACAUAUCAAGAAAGCCAGAAUCUGGUCUAUCUGCAAGCCGUCAUGAAGGAAGCUAUGCGGCUUCAUCCUUCAAUCGCAUUUCCAUUGGAAAGAGUUGUGCCACCAGAAGGCACCCAGCUAUGUGGCUAUGACUUGCCUGGAGGAACAAUCGUGGGUGUUCUAGCGCCUCUGAUAAAUCGCAAUCAAGAGAUCUUUGGACACGACGUCGAGGACUUCCGGCCUGAGCGAUGGAUCGAGGCUGAUUCAGAACGUCUCAAGCUGAUGGAAAGAACCUACCUGACAUUUGGACACGGCCCUCGAGGAUGCAUCGGCAAGAACAUCGCAUUCCUAGAAAUGUCGAAGUUUGUCCCAGAAGUGAUCCGGCGCUUUGAUGUUCAGUGGGCGUCUGGCUCAAAGCCCUGGACCAUUACGGCUGGUUGGUUCUGGAAGCAAAGGGACAUAAACCUUGUUUUUCGCUCACGGUAA